AUGUUAAAUAAGCGAACAUGUAAUGAAUUGAUUGAUGAUAAUGACAAACAAAUCAAAGAACCGACAAUUGUCGGAGAGAUUCGUGUAGGAAGACGAUUAUACGAAAAAGGAUUUUGGGAUCCGAUGGUUCCUGGGUAUAAAAAUAUUGUUGUAUUAAUGCCUGGUUCACCUAUACAAACAGAUGAAUUAAAUUAUGGAAUGUUAGGUCCGUAUUCGUUGAAAAAUGACAGAGAACAAAUAAUGGAAAAUGUGUGGCAAUUUUCACGCAUAUGGAAACAAGUACCUAAAACGACUCAAUAUUAUCCUAGAAAACGGCACAUUAUUACAUGGAAUCAUUCAGCUGAAAUUCAUAUGAAUGAUAAUCAAGAGUUGACUAAUGCAUAUUGGAACUGGAGAGAAAAGGGCAUGAAUAACAAAUAUUUUGUACGUUGGCCAACUGGUGGAAAAAAUAUGGAAGAAAUUCAAUUUGCAUUUCGGUCAGAAGAUGUUCAACCACAUACAACAAUUAUACCUAAUGAUUAUAGAUUAAGUUACAUUGAAUCAAGAAAAAAAAUAUAUUUACCAGUAUAUACAUCUCUUGUUAAAAAACAUCCAAAAUUUCAAGAACUAGUUAAUUAUCACAGAAGUGGAGAAAAUCUUCUUAUUAUAGAGGUAGAUGGACCACAUGAAGAAAGUUUACCAUAUUAUAAAAAUAAAUAUGAUGUAAAUGAUACAUUUAUCGAAAAUCAUACUAUGUUAAUGACAUUAGAAAAUAAUAAAAUUAUGAUUAAUGAUGAUAAACAUCCAUGGGGACACGGUUAUGCAUUAGCCAUGGCUGUAGCAAACGUUGAUGAGAAUGAACAAUGGAUCUAG
Messenger RNA from Didymodactylos carnosus, 852 nucleotides. NCBI's taxonomy places the organism in Eukaryota, Metazoa, Rotifera, Eurotatoria, Philodinida, Philodinidae. The record is from the annotation of a GenBank genome assembly.